Messenger RNA from Amaranthus tricolor (Joseph's coat), 1986 nucleotides. RefSeq names its product UDP-glycosyltransferase 76B1-like. The record is from RefSeq and is a predicted model, not a curated record. Gene Ontology annotation, molecular function: UDP-glycosyltransferase activity. NCBI's taxonomy places the organism in Eukaryota, Viridiplantae, Streptophyta, Magnoliopsida, Caryophyllales, Amaranthaceae. Bases 133 to 1518 code for a protein of 461 amino acids. The transcript is spliced from 2 exons.
GACCAUUCAACCCUCUAUUUAUAUUAAAAUAAACUAAAAUUACAUAAUAAACUAUUUUACUAACACCCUACUCAAUAAAAGAGACCAUAAAAAUCUACCAGAACUGAUCCAGAAACCAAAAAGAAACUAACAAUGGCUAACCAAGUGAACAAGCUGGGCUGCAGAGUCGUGCUGUAUCCACAGCCGCUUGUCGGGCACAUAACUCCGAUGCUUCACAUCGGAAACGCCCUCUAUUCUAAGGGAUUUUCCGUCACUUUAAUCCAAACUCGACUCCAUUCACCAGAUCCAGAUGCAUUCCCCAACUUCACAUUCCACUACAUUGAUGAAACACUAUGGAGUGCUGAAGUUCUUGCUUCAGAUCCUUGGGAGAAGGUAGCUUUACUGAAUAAGAGGUUUAUGGUACCUUUUCGAGAUUCGUUGGGUAGGAUUUUAAGGGAUGCUUCCAGUGCGGAGGAGUCGGUUGCUUGCUUGAUAUCGGAUCCAUUGUGGGAUUUUGUAGCGGCGAUUGCUGAUGAAUUUGAUCUCCCAAGGCUUGGUAUCAGAACUGGUGGGUUAUUGGCUUUUGUUAUGUAUGAAUCACUACCACUUUUAAGGCAAAAAGGGUACUUCUCCCUUCAAGAGAACGAACAAGAAGCAGAAGUUUUGGAGAUUCCACCACUAAAAGUGAAAGAUCUUCCAACAGAAAAUCAUGAUGCAAUAGCUGUUACAGUUGAAGAAAGCAAGAGUUAUCGUCAAGGAAUCAUCUGUAACACAUUCAAGGAACUUGAAGGGUCGAUUCUUGAUCAAUAUAGCAGAAGUCUUUCGAAUGCCCCCAUCUUUCCAAUCGGCCCCUUGCACGAGUACUCUCCAACUAGCAUGGGGGGAAUCCUCGAUCAAGAUCAUAGCUCCAUCACAUGGCUAAACACACAAGCACCAAAAUCUGUAUUAUAUGUGAGCUUUGGGACACUUGCAACUAUAACCAAAGAACAGUUUUUAGAGACAGCUUGGGGACUUGCCCAAAGCAAACAUCCCUUCUUAUGGGUGGUUCAACCUAAGUUGAUCAACGGUUCAGAUACAAGUGAUCACGAACUUCCCAAAGAUUUUAUCACGGAAGUGAGCGGAAGAGGUUAUAUUGUAACAUGGGCACCGCAGCGUGAGGUUUUGGCCCAUCCGAGUGUUGGAGGAUUUUGGACACACUCGGGUUGGAAUUCGAUUAUUGAGAGUAUUUCUGAAGGGGUACCAAUGAUUUGCUUUCCAUUUUUUGGGGAUCAAAAGGUCAAUGCAAGAGUUGUGAGUGAUGUUUGGAAGAUUGGGUUGCAGUUGGAGAAAAAGACGGAAAGACGAGAAAUAGAGAGGGUGAUCCAUAGACUGAUGGUGGAAAAAGAAGGUGAAGAGCUAAGAGAAAGGGUAGGAGCUCUGAAAGAGAAAGCACACAGUAGUCUAAUGGAAGGAGGGUCUUCAUAUAGAGCAUUAGAUCAGCUGACUGAUCAUAUUUUAUCAUUCUGUAGAGCUGAAAACCUAAGAGAUGAAACUCACUAAUAUGCUAGACUCGUAAUCUAUGAAACUUGGACUCGGGUACUGAUGUUGGAUACUGAUACGUGUCCAAGCGCCGGAUACGUCUAAAUAUUCAAUUUUACGCCUAAAAUGAAGCGUCUAAGUGCCAAAAUUGGACACGAGUACCAGUAACAUAGCUAGUAAUAAGUUCCACGUAUCAGCUUUCUCGAAACAAGGAAAGAAGAUGAGAGGCCUUGAUCUUUCAUCUAAUUCAAGCCCUUUCUAUUUCUUACCCCAUUUGGGUUAUUUUUGAAAUGUAUUAUUAAAUUAGAGCUACACUCGUGAGACUUUCUCUCGGUAAGAUGACCUCAAAACAAAGAGUCUAUAUGUUGAUAAUUUAUUAGUUGGGUUAUUCAGCCUGCAUCUUACAAUAAUUUGUGAUUAACUUAAGCCUCCAUCUUACGAUUGAUAAAUAAACUAUACUAUUGGCGUUUCAGCCUUGCUAAAAUAUAA